UCUCCUUGCAGCAGUCGCUUCUCCUCGAGGCAGGACUCAGAGGACACCUCCCCGCACCGACCGGAGGAGAAGCGAGGGAAGGUUUGCCUCUACUCUCUUGAACUAUGUUUUGACGGUGGGACGACUUUCAAAAGUUUACGGACUGAAUCAGAUAACCGGGGAACUUGUGGGAAUACUCUAAGAACAGUCGAGCCCAGACUCUCGCACUCAAGGAAUGUGAAGACCCCAUUUUGGCGCAUGUUCCUCUACAUUGUGCGCAGCCUUCUCCUGCUUUCUACGCGGUUGGAAAGCGGAGGAGGGACGGCUUCUCUGGACUCGAUCUCUCGCCUAUGGACGACGGCGGUCCCCUCUCUCCAAAGGCGAAUGCUUUCAGUAUUGCCUCUCUGAUUUCGGCUGCAGAGCAAGCAGGAAACGCGGCGUUUGAGAAACAGAGCACCGGCCUGGACAAGCCAGACCUGCAUAACCACAGCUCCUAUAAAAUGCACUACAGCACUGUCACCCGGGAAAUGGAAGCCAUAUCCAGUCCGUGGCUGACGCAGCUGUCCCAUUUUUGCGAUGUUGCAGCCUUCACGACGAGCAGCCUGAGCAGCCUCAACACGCCGGGGGGCUACCACCUCUCCCCGUCCCCCGGGGACCCCUACAGCCAGCAUGAGGCCCACUUCGAGCCCUGCCCGGCCGCCCAGCACAACUACAACUACCCGGGCUCCAACCCGGGCCAGAACCCGCAGAGCGACGGGGGGACUCCCAACUGCUCCUCGUCCUCCAACAACUCCACUCCCAACGGAAAAACCCUCGUGAAGAAGAAUCCCAAAGUGGCCACCAUUAACGUGCAGCUGGAGAUGAAAGCUUUAUGGGACGAGUUUAAUAUGCUGGGCACGGAGAUGAUCGUUACCAAGGCGGGCAGGAGAAUGUUUCCAACUUUCCAAGUGAAAAUAUUCGGGAUGGAUCCCAUGUCAGACUACAUGCUGCUGAUGGACUUCCUGCCCGUAGACGACAAACGUUACAGGUAUGCUUUCCACAGCUCCUCGUGGCUGGUCGCCGGUAAAGCGGACCCCGCCACGCCGGGCAGGGUGCACUACCACCCGGACUCUCCGGCCAAAGGCGCGCAGUGGAUGAAGCAGAUUGUCUCUUUUGAUAAACUCAAGCUCACCAACAACCUGCUGGAUGACAACGGCCAUAUCAUCCUGAACUCCAUGCACCGAUACCAGCCCCGGUUCCACGUGGUCUAUGUGGACCCUCGCAAGGACAGCGAGAAAUAUGCCGAGGAGAAUUACAAGACUUUUGUUUUUGAGGAGACCCGCUUCACAGCAGUCACAGCCUACCAGAACCACCGGAUCACGCAGCUGAAGAUAGCCAGCAAUCCCUUCGCAAAGGGCUUUAGGGACUGUGACCCAGAGGACUGGCCCAGGAAUCACAGACCAGGCUGUCUGCCAAUAAUGAGUGCCUUUGCCAGAACAAGAAACCCAAUGUCGUCCCCGCCUCCGCAGAACGGCUCUGAGAAAGAGGACAGCAGGAGGGAGUACGAGCGGGACCCCAGCGGCACGCCCAUACACGGAGACCCGGCCCACCAGCUGAUGUCCCGGGUCCUCAGCCCCGCCCUUCCCGUCCCGGGGGGCCUCCACGGCGUCUCACUCUCCAGCGGCAGACCCAGCCCCCCCCACGACCUUCGCCAAGACCCCCACGGUCUCCCGCCGGACACCCUGCACCACCACCCCUACAAGUACCCCACCACCUACGAACACUACCUGGGAGCCAAGACCCGGCCCUCGCCCUACCCUUUACCCGGCAUCAGAGGACACACGUACCACCACCACAUGAACCCAGCCACGGCUAACAUGUACUCAGCCACCAGCGGCCCCUCUAACUAUGACUACGGGCCCCGGUAAGGGGCGAUGCAUUGUGGGAAAUGGAAACAGGAAAGGCAACACAGUCCUGUCUAUUGAUGGCAACCUGUGGGGUGCGUCCACCGCCUGAAACUCUGCUGGAUAAACCCCGUAUUUAUUUAAAGGAAAUGCAUCUCUGCGCUAAGCACCUGCUCUGAGUCCUUUCAGAGGCCUGCUUUGACCUUUGAACCCGAAUGGGAAAAGCUCCACGGCGAGCGGUGCGGACAUUGAGCCAGAAAACAGAGGAGGCAGGAGGGACCUCUCCUUAACACGGACAAUACCUUUGAUCACAGACUGGAAUUGAAUUUUUUUUUUGUGUUGGAUGCACUUUUUGAUUUGUUUGUAUUGCUUUCAAAAAAGCCAUAUGUUAUAUAGUACAUCAACCUUCUAGGUAGACGAGAUGUUUGCAUGUUGAGCUCAUCAGAGAGGGUGUCGAAACACACCCAAAUGUUUUUGUUUGAGGUAUAAAAAAUAAACGAAAUACAAGAUUUGAUUUUGAACAUCUUGAGCCGCUCUGAGAAGCUUGUACCAUGGCACUGACUUGCAGCAAUUCAAAGUAAAUAAAUGAAGCAGAAUGACUGUUCUGUAUCUGUAAAAUAAACAUUAAA
This is a messenger RNA of Gymnodraco acuticeps, 2491 nucleotides long. It is a transcript of the gene tbx1, whose product is annotated as T-box transcription factor 1. NCBI's taxonomy places the organism in Eukaryota, Metazoa, Chordata, Actinopteri, Perciformes, Bathydraconidae. Gene Ontology annotation, cellular component: nucleus. The record is from RefSeq and is a predicted model, not a curated record. Gene Ontology annotation, biological process: positive regulation of DNA-templated transcription; cell fate specification; regulation of transcription by RNA polymerase II. Gene Ontology annotation, molecular function: DNA-binding transcription factor activity, RNA polymerase II-specific; RNA polymerase II cis-regulatory region sequence-specific DNA binding. The coding region runs from base 330 to 1886 and encodes 518 amino acids. The transcript has 8 exons.